Dermacentor silvarum is the source of this 1911-nucleotide messenger RNA. RefSeq names its product dihydrolipoyllysine-residue acetyltransferase component of pyruvate dehydrogenase complex-like. The record is from RefSeq and is a predicted model, not a curated record. The transcript has 4 exons. Bases 148 to 789 code for a protein of 213 amino acids. NCBI's taxonomy places the organism in Eukaryota, Metazoa, Arthropoda, Arachnida, Ixodida, Ixodidae.
CUUGUUGGUGGAGUUGCGAGGGCCUCAGCUAGCGCACCCUUAGCAUUUAUUCAUUUAAUUUGUUUUUGUGUUGUUGUUGUUUUUUCGCUAUUCUGAGAAGGAGUGCUCGCCCCCGUUUCUCGGUCUUCUUCGCAUUCGGCGACCGAAAUGCUGCGGCGGCGGAGGCAAGCGGAAGAAUCAUUCGCGGCUUUCAGGAUGGCUUGCCUCAAGUCGUUCGGCCUCGUCCUAGCGCUCCAGGUUGCCGCAGCGUGGGCCACGGGCGCGACUCCAGCUGCGGGUGCAGCCCCUGCGGCUCCCGCUGCCGCCGCUGCCAGCGGCACGCCGCAGCAUGGAACGGCCGAGAGUGCGACGGCCGCGGGGGCGGCGGCGCCGGCGGCGCCCGGCCACGGUCAAGUCGGCAUGGCACAGCAUGGGGCGCAGCACAAGACACACAAGUGCACCAACGUCAAGCUCUUCUCGGAAUGCCGUGUGAACUGCGAGUACGUGGUCGAAGGCAAGGGGGCCUACUUUAUCUUCACUGACGGCGAGGACGGCGUACCCUGCAAGACCCGGACCCUCGACGGCCAGGUGCUGAGCGGCGCCUGUCACCAGGGGCUGUGCAUGGUCAAGGAUCAGGCGGCUCCCGCACCACACGGUGCUGCGGGUACUGCUGCUGGUGCAGCGGUCUCACCGGGUCCCGCGGCCGCAGCAGCAGCGGCCACGCCCGCGGCUGGUCAUCCGGCCGCAGCCAACGCCGCCCCUGCUCAUGCCGCCGCCGCUGCUGCCGCUGCCAAGCACAAAAAAGCCUGAGAGAGCUAGACUGUGCAGAAGUAUACCUACCCCAACACUGGCCUCCGAGAUUGCCGAGCAGGCGCCUUGCGCAACUCUUCAAUCGUAAACUUCCAACAAUACUCCCUCAGAUAGGCUUCAUGGACCCCUAUACACAUAGACCUGCAGGAGCGAACGGGAGAAGUGUGUACAGUCGUGAUUCUGUGGACGUCACUCGAUAUUGCUCAGCGCGUAAGGGUCACGAGCUCGAGCGAAAGCCAGAGCGUCUCAAGCGGCGCUCUGUCGCCUACCUCUUCGUAACCUCUUCGGUCGUCGCUGCUGACGUCAUUGUCGGCGCCGUGACGUCAGUAGCGGUAACCAGGGUAGUUGCACGGUGCGGGAGCUCGUGGUAGCGGUGCAAGAACAAGGCAAUGGUAGGAGAGAGAGAGAGAGAAAUACAUAAAUAGAAUAGAUUAUAGUGUUGCGUAUAGACUCAGGCGCAGGCUGGUACCUUGCCGACGGCCUGGUGAUGCUGGAUACGUCGGGGGGACGAGGCAUAUAAAAGUACGAAGCAAAUAUUUUUUUUUUUUUACUUCCAGCAUUUGUACCUCAGAGUUGCAGCGCAUUUGCAAAAGAAGGUUCAUUCAACAGUAACCCAGAAAAAAAAAUGGGUCACUGAAUUUGCUGCGGGGUCCUCUCAAGAAGGAAAACGCCUGCUUAGUCCAAAAUUUUGAAAUUUAGCUCAUUCACGUGUCACGUGUGACAAGAAUAAGCUAUCACACCAUCCGAGUGAAUACAGACGUAAACAAGAAAGUCUGCCUCAUGUUUCGUUUCUUUGUGCAUUGCUCAUACAUCGGUUAGCUCCCAAAAACUAUCGCUGGAGACGGCCGAAUCGCACGAGCAGUUAAUUCCAUGAUUGACAUGGAUUGUGCGCGGCAAUCUCGGAGGCUAUGACUAAAUCACUCACGAGACCUUACGAAAGCACAAGAGACGUGCUAUCACGUCGAAUAGGCGUCGUACGUGGUGACCUGAAGACGGGAGACGAAAUUCUCACACGUGCAUGGCGAUCGCACCCAUCAUCGUCGGACUUCAACAGAGUAACCACGCGCCACGUCGUGUUGUACAGUAAUCCGAUAAUAAAGAAGUCGUGAAUGAUUGCUUCGA